CCGCCGGACCCGGACGGGGAGAAGAGGACCGGGACCAGGACGAGGAGGAGGAGGAAGCGGCCGCUGAGCGCCCGGGGGCUCCUCCUGCGCCCUGUGCACCGUGAGGGGCCUGCGUGCUGAGCGUUCUGCAGAGUGUCCUGUGCAUCCUGAGGCUCCUGCGUGCUGAGCGUUCUGCUCAGUGUCCUGUGCAUCCUGAGGGUCCUGCUGAGUAUCCUGCACACCCUGUGCACCCUGAGGGACCUGCGUGCUGAGCGUUCUGCAGAGUGUCCUGUGCAUCCUGAGGCUCCUGCGUGCUGAGCGUCCUGCUCAGUGUCCUGUGCAUCCUGAGGGUCCUGCUGAGUAUCCUGCACACCCUGUGCACCCUGAGGGACCUGCGUGCUGAGCGUUCUGCAGAGUGUCCUGUGCAUCCUGAGGCUCCUGCGUGCUGAGCGUCCUGCUCAGUGUCCUGUGCAUCCUGAGGGUCCUGCUGAGUAUCCUGCACACCCUGUGCACCCUGAGGGACCUGCGUGCUGAGCGUUCUGCAGAGUGUCCUGUGCAUCCUGAGGCUCCUGCGUGCUGAGCGUUCUGCUCAGUGUCCUGUGCACCCUGAGGGUCCUGCGUGCUGAGCGUUCUGCUCAGUGUCCUGUGCACCCUGAGGGUCCUGCGUGCUGAGCGUUCUGCUCAGUGUCCUGUGCACCGUAAGAGGCCUGCGUGCUGAGCGUUCUGCUCAGUGUCCUGUGCACCCUGAGGGACCUGCGUGCUGAGCGUUCUGCCCAGCGUCUUGUGCAUCCUGAGGGUCCUGCGUGCUGAGCGUUCUGCUCAGUGUCCUGUGCACCCUGAGGGACCUGCGUGCUGAGUGUCCUGCUGAGUGUCCUGCUGCGCCCUGUGCCCUGAGUGUCCCGUGCCCCCUGUGCGCUGAGUGUUGUGUGUGUGCCCAGUGCCCUGUGUGCUGAGUGUUGUGUGCCCCGAGUGGCCUGCGCCCCCUGUGUGCUCAGCGCCCAGUGCGCCUCGAGUGCCCCGCGUGUCCUGUGCACCCCGUGUGCCCAUUGCCCUGUGCGCGCAGAGUGCCCUGCGUGCCCCGUGCCCUGAGUGUCCUGUGGGCCCUUUAUGCUCAGUGCCCCGUGCACCCUGUGUGCUGAGUGUCCUGUGUAUCCCGAGUGCCCUGUCCCCCCCCGUGCCCCGAGUGUCCUGGGUGCCCCGUGCGCCCUGCGUGUCCUGGGCGCCCCGUGUGCCCUGUGAUCUGUGUGCUGUACACCCUGGGAGCCCCAGGUGCCCCUUGCCCCGAGUGUCCUGGGUGCCCCAUGCGCCCUGUGUCCCGAGCGUCCCCUGCGCGCCCUGUGCCCCGUGUGCCGUACGCCCCGUGCCCUGAGUGUCCCGUGCGCCCCGGGCGCCCUGCCUCGGCGGGCGGUCGGCCGCGGGCCAACAUGCCUUGCACGUGCAGCAAUUGGAGGCGGUGGAUCCGGCCCCUGGUGGUGCUCCUCUACCUGCUCGUCCUGCUGGUGGCCGUGCCCCUCUGCGGGUGGGAGCUGCAGAAGUUAGAGGUUGGAGUGCACACCAAGGCAUGGUUUAUUGCUGGGAUCUUUUUGCUGAUGACAGUACCAAUAUCUCUCUGGGGGAUAUUACAACACUUAGUGCAUUAUACACAACCUGAGCUACAAAAACCAAUAAUAAGGAUACUGUGGAUGGUGCCGAUAUACAGUUUAGAUAGCUGGGUAGCUCUGAAAUAUCCCAGCAUUGCAAUAUAUGUGGAUACUUGCAGAGAGUGCUAUGAAGCAUAUGUCAUAUACAAUUUUAUGGUGUUCCUUUCUAAUUAUUUAACAAACCGAUAUCCAAAUCUGGUAUUAAUCAUCGAGGCCAAAGACCAGCAGAGACAUUUACCUCCGUUUUGCUGUUGUCCGUCAUGGGCUAUGGGAGAAGUAUUGUUGUUUAGGUGCAAACUAGGUGUUCUGCAGUACACGGUUGUCAGGCCAUUCACCACUAUCAUUGCUCUAAUCUGUGAGCUGGUUGGUGUAUACGACGAAGGAAACUUUAGCUUUAAAAAUGCUUGGACUUACUUGGUUAUAUUCAACAAUGUGUCACAGCUGUUUGCUAUGUAUUGCCUAGUGUUGUUCUAUAAAGUUCUGAGAGAAGAACUGAACCCUAUCCAACCCGUUGGCAAGUUUCUUUGUGUUAAGAUGGUCGUCUUUGUUUCCUUCUGGCAAGCGGUACUUAUCGCCUUACUGGUGAAAGUUGGCAUUAUUUCUGAAAAGCACACAUGGGAUUGGCAGACCGUGGAAGCAGUAGCUACAGGCCUACAGGAUUUUAUUAUCUGUAUUGAGAUGUUCUUGGCAGCAAUUGCUCAUCACUACAGUUUUUCCUACAAACCUUAUGUACAAGAAGCAGAGGAGGGAUCCUGCUUUGAUUCCUUCCUUGCCAUGUGGGACAUUUCAGAUAUUAGAGCAGAUAUAUCUGAGCAAGUAAGGAAUGUCGGGAGGACAGUAUUGGGCCGACCCAGGAAGAUGUUUUUUGCGGAGGACCAUGAGCAGAAUGAACACACGAGUUUAUUAUCAUCUUCCACUCAAGAUCUGCUAUCUGAAGCUUCUUCCAUGCCACCUUCACCCAUGGGGCACUAUCAAGGGUUUGGGCACACCGUGACUCCUCAGACUACGCCCACUGCUGCUGGGAUGCCCGCUGGGAUUUAUAGCAGCGCUGCAGAAGAAAAUGGGGAUUCUUUUGUCCCAGAACCCUUCUCUCCCGAGGAGCUUUCAGAUACACGGAAACCUGUGGUCUCCUGAAUGGGGGUGUACAUUCCCGCCAGGUUCUUAUCUUACCUUGGGACCAAACGAUCGAGGAUCUCUUGCCUGGGACAAAAAUCGUGAAAGGGAAAAUUUCGGCAGAUGGAUGGUAGGUAGAAGCUGGGACUACCCAGCUGACGUCAAAAGCGAAGCGGGAGCGUUCGGUGAAACUCGAACGAUUGGUCUCCGUUCUCCGUUUCCUGACAGUCGAUUGCUUAAUGCCAGAUCGUGUGCUUCUCCUCCAGCGGGAGAAAAUAACUGGAACUGUGUUACACUGAAAUCCAACUGUUUAUGUAGCGCAUAGACUUUGAAAUCCACCUGCUCUCUACUAGUGUUGCAUGGAAUAUAGCACUGCUGCAUUAACAGAGUGCAGUGGAAAAGCAAAUAAGGUAUCACAGCGUCUGUUCCUAUCUAAAAAUUAAUGGUUUCCCGUGGAUGAACCUUAAACUUACUAAUAUUCCACCGGAUGGAUGCCUUUCAAUAAACCAGAAAGAAUUGAGCCUGUC
Ornithorhynchus anatinus (platypus) is the source of this 3259-nucleotide messenger RNA. It is a transcript of the gene TMEM184C, whose product is annotated as transmembrane protein 184C. Lineage: Eukaryota; Metazoa; Chordata; Mammalia; Monotremata; Ornithorhynchidae. Gene Ontology annotation, biological process: transport. The transcript has 10 exons. Gene Ontology annotation, molecular function: transporter activity. The record is from RefSeq and is a predicted model, not a curated record. The coding region runs from base 1281 to 2753 and encodes 490 amino acids.